This is a messenger RNA of Phalaenopsis equestris, 4322 nucleotides long. Its product is annotated as eIF-2-alpha kinase GCN2. Gene Ontology annotation, biological process: mitochondrial translation; protein phosphorylation. Gene Ontology annotation, cellular component: mitochondrion. The coding region runs from base 295 to 4092 and encodes 1265 amino acids. Gene Ontology annotation, molecular function: ATP binding; protein kinase activity; protein binding. The transcript has 29 exons. NCBI's taxonomy places the organism in Eukaryota, Viridiplantae, Streptophyta, Magnoliopsida, Asparagales, Orchidaceae. The record is from RefSeq and is a predicted model, not a curated record.
AGUCUUGUGAAUCAAAUUUCCUUUCUGUCGGGGCUUCGUGCAUGAAUCGUCUGCCUGUCCGCGGCCAGCGAACGUCGUGUUUGAUUCCGAGACGAUCCUGAGCAGCGUUCAGAUUGCAUUCCGCCAUUAUUCGGAACCACGCUCCUUGUUGGAGAAUCGAAAACAUCCAAAGACACGGCGCAAUUUAAGUAUCUGUUACGGCGUGCAUGCCUCUUCCUUCUCGAGGGUUUUGGUUUUUGAAUUUUGCAUCGGCUAAUAUGAUAUUUGUCGUGGCGGGAGGGGAAGCGGUACCUCAUGGGUCAUAGUUCUAGGAAAAAAAAGAAAAGCGGUAGCGGGAGCGGUCGCAGGAACAGGAGCAAAGAUCCUUCCAAGGACCAUUACUCUCAGCCCGGGGAGGACAACGAUCCGUCCGAGGAGCUCACCGCUUUGGGUUCCAUUUACCAGGAAGACAUUAAAGUUGUAUCUGAAGCAACACAUACUAAGCUCAUAAUAAAUAUCAGGCCUUACUGGAGUGAUAUGCGUAUUGAAGAGUUCGAUCUUUCAGCUCUUCUUUUAGUAAGAUUGUUGCCAGGUUAUCCUCACAAGUGUCCUAAGUUACAAAUAGUGCCAGAGAAGGGUUUAUCAAAGAAAGAUGCUGAUCGCUUGCUUUCUUUACUUGUUGAUCAGGCAAAUAUUUACUCUCGAGAAGGUCGAGUUAUGAUUUAUGAUCUUGUAGAGGCAGCACAACAAUUUCUAUCUGAAAUUGCUCCCGUAGAACAAAUAUUUGAUUCUGUUUCUUACUUGGGUUCAAUUGGAAAGGACCAGCAUGUUAAGGAGGAUUCACUAGUAGUUGGUGGCUGUAAGUCAUAUUCUGAUGGCCCUUUUGUUUGUGGUUCAAUUGAUCUGUACAGCGAUUUGUGCAGUGAUGAAAUGUCAUGGGGUUGCCUUGGAACAAGAGUUGCGAAUGACAACUCUGGUAAACCUUCUGAAGGACAAGCUGGACCGUUCAUCAAAACCAGAACUAGAGGUCUCGCUUCAGCAAAAAAUGAAAGGAAUUCUGUUAAGCAUUCACUGCAGAAUGAACAACCAGAAGUUUAUCAUACAAAAUAUUGUGCUUUUCAACACGAACCAGCCAUUUUACAUAUUUCUGAAGAAGAGAAUGAAAAACAAACUGACAUUGAUGACAAUAGAAAUUUACAAAAUACAUCUGAACGACCGCAAGUGCUAGAAUCUGCAGAGAAGGAUUUUGAAAACAUAGAAAAUGAUGAUCUUGAACUUCUGAUGAAAGAGGACUCUGAUGAUUUGGAUUUAGAUGAAAAAUCUUGCAAUUCAUAUUCCAGUGCAGGGAAGCAGGAGUCUGAAUCUCAUCGCAGGAAGAGGGAUCUGCUUAUGGUGCAUUUACUUCACCUUGCUUGCUCUUCUGGUGGAGCACUUUCUCAUGAUUUGCCACUAAUUUCAUCAGAGUUAUACAACUUGGGGAUGAUUUCAGACUGGGCCAAGGAUCUAUCUAAUGGUUCUCCUUCAACUUUUAGUAAAGUUUUUAGUCAUGCUUUUGAGCAUCAUUUGAAUGCCUCUAGAAUCUCUGAAUUUUGGAAGCCUGCCAACAUUUUUAGUGGGGAUAAUGUGUCAUCUCUUAUGAAUUCCCGCUAUCUGAAUGACUUUGAGGAAAUACAUUCACUUGGUCGUGGAGGAUUUGGCCAUGUUGUAUUGUGCAAAAACAAACUUGAUGGGCGGCAUUAUGCUGUUAAAAAGAUUCGACUCAAGGAUAGAAAUCCACAUGUGAAUGACAAAAUUUUAAGGGAGGUUGCCACACUCUCACGUUUGCAGCAUCAACAUGUUGUUCGGUACUAUCAGGCUUGGGUUGAAACUGUUCAUGGAGAAACUACUUGUGGCUCAAGAAUUGUGGGGAGCUUUAGUGGUAGUUUUCUUGAUUCAAGCUUCACCCGUGCAAGUUCCCCUGAUAACAGGCUUGAAUCAACAUAUUUGUAUAUACAAAUGGAAUAUUGUCCUAGGACUUUGCGCCAGGAUUUCGAAACAUGUACUUCUUUUGACAAGGAUUACACAUGGCAUCUGUUUCGCCAAAUUGUGGAAGGCUUAGCCCAUAUACAUAGCCUGGGAAUCAUUCAUCGUGACCUGACUCCUAGUAACAUAUUUUUUGAUGCUCGCAAUGAUAUUAAAAUCGGGGAUUUUGGCCUUGCAAAGUUCUUAAAUCUAGAUCAGCUAGAUCAUGAUCAAUAUCUUCCUGAUGAAACUAAUGGAGUUUCAAUGGAUGGAACUGGUCAAGUCGGCACAUAUUUCUAUACUGCACCAGAGAUAGAGCAGAGAUGGCCACAAAUAAAUGAGAAGGUUGACAUGUAUAGCUUAGGAGUGGUAUUUUUUGAGCUGUGGCACCGCUUUGCAACGACAAUGGAGAGACAUAUUACUCUUACAGAUCUGAAGCAGAAGGGUGUUCUUCCUAACCAUUGGAUUGCAAAAUUUCCAAAACAAUCAGCCAUUCUACAACGUCUUAUGUCCCCAGGUCCAGCUGAUCGUCCAUCAGCUACUGAUCUUUUACAUAAUGACUUACCUCCUAGAAAAGAAGAUGAGUGGCUAAAUGAUAUUUUGCGAGCGUUACAGUCUUCUGAGGAUUCAUAUAUCUAUGAUCGGGUUGUAUCAUCUAUAUUUGAUUUGGAGCGUUUAGAAAUGAAGGCGCCACAUCUGCAUGGUGGUAGUUUAAAGCUGGUCAAAGAUGCCCCAACUUUUUUGCAGUACGCAGAGGCGGAUACUGAACUUCAAGACAGUGCUAUUGAAAUCACCAAAGAAGUAUUUUCACAGCAUGGAGCCAGAAGAUUAGAGAUAUCGCCUAUGCGUAUAAUUGAUGAAGUACUUAGUUUUUUUCUUGCACUGAGGAGGAAUACUGUCAAACUUCUGACUUCUGGAGGGGAUAUGCUUGAGCUUUGUCAUGAGCUACGUACACCUUUUGUUAACUGGGUUGUGGCUAACCAGGUAUUUUCUUUCAAACGUUAUGAGGUCAACAGGGUAUAUAGGAGAGCUGUUGGCCAUUCAACUCCAAACCGUUUCUAUCAGGGAGAUUUUGAUAUAAUUGGAGGUUCUCCACCAUUACUGGAGGCAGAGGCGGUAAAGGUGGUAGUGGAUAUUGUAUCCAGGUUCUGUCAUCCAAGCAUGAUUGAUAUCCGUUUAAAUCAUAUGCAAGUUUUAGAAGCAGUUUGGUCUUGGGCUGGAGUCUCAAAGGAACUCCGACAAAAUGUUGCCGAGCUUCUUUCAUUGAUUGGAUCUUCUCCUCCACACUCAACUAAGCGGAAAUCAAAUUGGGGAUUUAUACGCCGGCAGCUCAUGCAGGAUCUGCAUCUUUCAGAAGUUAUUGUCAAUAGAUUGCAAACAGCAGACCUGAGGUUUUGUGGAUCUGCUGAUAAAGCUUUAGCAAGAUUGAGGGGAGCCCUUUCUCCUGAUAAAAUCACUCGUAAGGCUCUUGAGGAGAUUUCAACCCUUGUUAGUUACUUACGGAUAUGGAACAUUGAGAAAAAUAUCUCUUUAGAUGUUCUUAUCCCUCCUACAGAAGAGUACUACAGAGAACUUUAUUUCCAGGUAUUCCUAAAAGAUCAUAUGCAAGUUCCAGUAUCUGAAGCUACAUUGAUAGCAGUUGGUGGCCGUUACGACUAUUUGGUUCAUCAGAAGUGGAAUCAUGAAAAUAGGUCAAAUCCGCCUGGUGCAGUUGGAACUAGCCUUGCAUUAGAGAAGGUCUUUCGUCAUUGUUUGAUGGAUAUCAAGCCCUUCAGAAUUGAAGUCAACACGAAUGUGCUUGUCUGCUCCAAAGGUGGGGGAGGUCUGCUGCUUGAACGCAUGGAAUUAGUUGCCGAAUUGUGGCAAGCUAACAUGAAGGCUGAGUUUGUUCUACUACCAGACCCAAGUCUCACUGAGCAGUAUGAAUAUGCAGCAGAGCAUGAUAUUAAGUGCCUUAUUAUCAUAACUGAAACUGGUCUUUCUCAAACUGGUCUCAUAAAGGUCCGUCAUCUUGAACUGAAGAAGGAAAAAGAAAUUCAGAGAGGGGAAAUUAUUAAGUUUUUGACUGAUGCUGCCUCUACUCAAUUCAGGAACCUUUCAAUUUGGAAUUAAUUACAAUUCCAACCUCUACUGGUUUUUCUACUUUGUUUGUAAGCCAUCCUGGUUUAUUUGAAUUUGUGAGCUCAUCUGCAGUUCUUUUAGCUUAUUUCUUCUGUACUCUACCUAUAAAUUCUCUUGGAAGAGGGUGGAAGCAUUUUCUUCACUGGUUAUAAAUGAGCGUACGAGGCUCCAUUGUCGGGUGUAAAGGUGGGUUGAUGUACUUUUUGACUUCUUUUUUAAAG